Molecule: messenger RNA, 1227 nt
Organism: Anisakis simplex (herring worm)
Lineage: Eukaryota; Metazoa; Nematoda; Chromadorea; Rhabditida; Anisakidae
Source: the annotation of a GenBank genome assembly
AUGCCACGACUCCAAGCCAAGGUCGAAGGCAAGGGUAAUGGUAUCAAAACUGUUAUCGCAAAUAUGACCGAGAUUGCAAAAGCUCUUGAACGUCCUCCGACAUAUCCGACGAAAUAUUUUGGUUGUGAGCUAGGUGCGCAAACGAACUUUGAUAUGAAAAACGAGAGAUUCAUAGUGAAUGGUGAGCAUGAUGCGAACAAACUACAAGAUAUUCUGGAUGGAUUCAUCAGAAAAUUUGUGUUGUGUGCUGCAUGUGACAACCCGGAAACUACUCUUAUUGUACGCAAAGGACAAAUACACAGUAAGUGCAAGGCUUGUGGAAAUUCGUCGAUUAUCGAUGGUAAACAUAAACUGUCAACAUUCAUCAUGAAGAAUCCACCGAAGAAUAAUAACGAGUCGAGCAGAGAGAAGAAGGACGGAAGUGAGGAUAAUCUGAUUGAUGGUGGAGAUAAUGUGGCUAGCGAUAAGGAUGUGAAUGGAAGUGGAUCGGAUGAAGUGGAUGAGGAUUGGGCAGAGCCGAACGAGGAGGAGUUGGGUUUGAAUCAGGUGUCAUCGCAGAUCGGUAAACUGAUCAUCAGCAAAGAUCUGGAGAAGUCGAUCGAGGAGAGACUCGACAUGCUGCAUCAGUUCUUCAUCGACGCGAAACGCAACGGAACUAUCAAUGAUAGCAAACGUCUGCUGGACGAGGCAGAACGUCUCGAGUUGAAAUCCAAAGCGACAAUAUUACUGGCGAAUGUGCUGUUCGAUACGAAUGUUGUUGCGCAGAUCAAGCAGUACCGCAAUCUGCUGCUAAGAUUCACUCUAGAUGAUCAUAAGGCACAACGUCAUCUGCUGGGUGGUAUCGAGCAGUUGAUAAACGAACACUCAGAACAACUACUGCCCAAGUCAGCACAUAUCAUCAAAGCGUUGUAUGACAAUGAUGUGGUCGAAGAGGAGGUGCUUCUCAAUUGGGGAGAACGACCGAGCAAGAAGUAUGUGAAGAAGAAGUUCUGCGAGGAGAUAAUAAAUAAAGCGAAGCCAGUGUUGGAGUGGUUGAAGAAUGCAGAGGAGGAUGAGAGCAGUGAGGAGGAUGAGGACGAGGAUGCUGUUCAGUUCGAUGAUCGUGCACGUCGCGUUGGAACGAUCGAAACGAACAACGGUCACACGAAUGAUCACUCGGUGAAGAAAGAUGAUCAAAUCAAAAUCAAAUCUGAAAACGGAGACGAGUUAAAUAUCGAUGAUAUUUAA